AUGGUUGCUCCCAAGUUCCUGACCAUCCAAGUGUCGCGAAGCGUCCUCAACGAGACUGUCGGCAACCUCAACGCGUACGCGGCGCCGCGGCUGGCCUCGCCCUCCGAGCUGCUGCUGACGGUGGACGAGAUAAUGGGCAUCAUAGACCAGGGAGAGCUGUCACGAACGCUGCUGCUCUCCGCGGCGCACCUGAAGCGGAUCGAGAUGAAGGGCCCGCGGAUGUACCGCAUUCGUACCUGAUGGGCCGAGAAGGGAACCGUGGUACUUCAGGGGAUAUCUGUUCCAGGCACCACAACUCAUCACCGAUCGUGUACAAUACUGCUGCACUGCAUAAAUUUUAUUUUCAACGUGAAGUCCGAUGGUAUGUACGGCGUUUUUUUCUGCUUCUUGUUUUUGGUCGUGCGAGUGUGCCCUGCUCGCAAGUGCCGCGGGUACGCCGGGAAGGUACACACGGGUUCCCUGAUUUUUUGCCGGUGAGGUCUCCUGGCAGAGACAGGCAGCGUACCACCUUUUACCCUCCAAGUACUGGAAGCCUUU
Messenger RNA from Ectocarpus sp. CCAP 1310/34, 537 nucleotides. NCBI's taxonomy places the organism in Eukaryota, Phaeophyceae, Ectocarpales, Ectocarpaceae. The record is from the annotation of a GenBank genome assembly.